GAGGAGGACGUCGCAUCUGUUGCUCCAGACGCUGCCGCUCCACGUCCUGCUUUUGAAUUUGGAGACACUUGUAGAACUAGAUUUUUUUCGGGUGUUUCGUGAGAAGGUUUUUUUGGGGGCGAGCCUCCGGAUUCAAGACACACCUGAGGUGGAGGAGAUCCGACCUGCGACUGUUCCAACACAACAAAAAACUAGUUCCUAGCGCCGCUCCGUUGGCCGGCCGGGUCCCAUCCAGAGAGCGGGCUCCAAUUUCUGUGCGAUUGAAUCCGAGGAACGAGAGCGAGGCGACACAGCCGGGGCUUUGUGUGCCGUGGAAACGCUAACCGGCUGAAAGUAUCACGGGCCUCACAGCUCCCUCUGGUCUGAAGUCUGAGGGAGGAGGAAGAGAUCAACAGCUGCACAGCACUCAGAGGAGAGGGGAAGCAGAAGAGGAGCGCGCACCAGGGGCCGAAAGGAAAUCGCGUGCAGGUCCAGGUGCCGGAGGGGGGGCCCGCCAUGGUGCGAGGCGGCGGCGGCGCGGCGGCGUCCUGCAGCUGGCUCCUCUGGGCGGUGGGCGCCCUGUCGCUGGCGGCGCUGUGCCGGUCGGACCAGGCCAUCCGCUGCCCCGUGUGCUCCGAGGAGCGGCUGGCCAGCUGCCGGCUGCCGGACGGCUGCAAGGAGACGGUGAAGCAGCCCGGCUGCGGCUGCUGCCCCACCUGCGCCCUGCCCAAAGGGGAGCACUGCGGCGUGUACUCGCCCCGCUGCGGCACGGGCCUCCGCUGCUACCCGCCGCGCGGCGUGGACCGCCCGCUGCACUCGCUGAUGCACGGCCAGGGCGUGUGCACCGACGAGCGGGAGGCGGAGGAGAACUCAGCGAUGGAGCGGCAGGACGAGCUCGUCCCCGACCACCCCAACAACAGCAACAUCCGCUGCAGCCCGCAGGACAAGCGCUGCAUCCAGAAGACGCUGGCGAGGCAUCCGUCCAAAUCCACCAAUCAGAGGAGCAACACGGCCAGGGAGGAGACCAAGGCGGCGCUGGCUCCGUGUCGGGCCGAGCUGCAGCGAGCUCUGGACCGCCUGGCGUCCAACAGCCGGACGCACGACGACCUCUUCACCAUCCCCAUCCCCAACUGUGACAAGAGCGGGGACUUCCACUCCAAGCAGUGCCACCCGGCGCGUGACGGGCUGCGGGGGAAGUGCUGGUGCGUGGACCAGAAGACGGGCCUGAGGCUGCCGGGGCCCCUGGAGCUGAGGGGGGAGCUGGACUGCCACCCGCCGAUGGCCCCCACCCUGAGGGCCUGAAGGCCGAGGCUGCAGUACGGCUGACGUCCACCGGGCGGUGUUCCGUAGAACUACGCGAGGAAAUGACUCUUAAAAGCUUCGGCCGAGGCCGACGGUACUGGAGGGAAACCAUUGAUUUGACUUCUUUUGCUAUUUUUUGUGUUUUUCCCGUGUGUGUGAGAAGUCUGUGAGUCUUUUGAGCACUUUGUUGUGUAUUGUUUCUACGAUGAGAAGUUUAAGACCGCUAAGUCUUAAAACACAUGUGCUUUGAAGUUACAGGAGGCAGAAAAAGAAAAAAAGGACUGUUGUUAGAGAGCAACAUGUGUUCUGGAGGCGGACAAGAUGUUGUUUGUUUUUUGGGAAAAAAUGCAUCACCCCACCAGAUAAUCAGAGCGAGCUCACAUCGGACCGGUCGACUUUCGUUUAAUCUCCACGCGGCACGAGAGCGGUCGUACUGACAGCAUCACGACAACCCAGGAAGCGCCGCCUCGCACAAGCUGCGUGACGGCUUAGCGUACGUAAACCACCUGGGGACCGAGUAACCGACCGAGAGCAGCGAGGGACGACGACAAGAGAAGCGAUCAAAGGGAGGAAGAAACAAAGGGGUGAUCCGCCCCCUGCUGUGCGUGACUCUUCACGACAUCCAGACCAACGUGAGGAGUGGGAGCAGGUCGCCUUCAUCUCCUGGAGGGGCGCUCUUCUUCCUCUCUCGACGCUCUCACGCCGAGAGUAUCCUCCUCCUCCUCCUCCAGCUGGAGAUACAACGACAAACAAACUGCUCGGCAGAACGUUAGUGGUGCUAAAUAUAUAGAUAUAGAUAUAUAGAUAUCGACUGUGCCAAAAUCAAAAUACAAAAUAAACCUUUUGGGGGCUUUUUUUUUUUGGAUUGUAAAAAGAAAAACUAGUGGAGCAGCCGUUACUUCUCAUGCUUCAUCAAUACUGUUACGUCUAUAGUUCUCCAGAGUCAUGUUUUUUAAUUGUGAUCUUGAAUAGCACCAGAUGUUUACUUUCUUUAACACUCACUUGUGAAAUUGGAAUAAAAAGAAUUUAAAGAGAAUAACGAUGAAAUUGAAAUAUAGCUUCACAUCCUACAUGUUUAUUACACAAAACUCAUAGAGAUGACCGAAGGUGACACAACUACCGGAAACGUCUUCUCCCUGAAGCCACCGGAGGACCACUUCCUGCAUGUCACUCCGAACAUCCAAAGUUAUUCACCAAGAGAAGGAGGGAGGGGCCGAAUCGAUGCUCCAGCUUCAAAUGACAUGAAAACCAAAUAUCGUUUAAAAAAAAACUGUUCCAAAGAUUACAAGCGGAGCAUUUGAGCCAAACUGCAUGCAUCCUCCUCAUCCUCCUCAUCCUCCUCAUCCUCCUCACGUCUCUGAGCAGAUGGUUUUAAGGCCUUCUGAACUUCAUAAACUGUGUAUUUGCGUACGCUGUAGUACGUUGCUUGACCUCUAACCUUUGCUGUACUGAACUGUAAUUGCAUUUCUCUGGAAUAGACUGUUCCUGUUUCGCCUUUGAUAUUAUCUCUUAACAUGUAGGAGCCGUGAUGUUAGCAUGCGUAGCGACGGGGCCGCGGUGGGAGACGCCCGCGGUCGGGUGUAUUUAGUCCAGAGCCGGACGGCUGUAAUAAAAACACUGUGUGUGAUGGAGAGGUUCAACCAAUCAGAUGAUCAGCUACAUGGCAAAUGUUUACCUGAUGACAUCGUACACAUUGUAAUACAUCAAAUAAAACACCUUAGAAACUA
This is a messenger RNA of Pseudoliparis swirei, 3008 nucleotides long. Its product is annotated as insulin-like growth factor-binding protein 4. NCBI's taxonomy places the organism in Eukaryota, Metazoa, Chordata, Actinopteri, Perciformes, Liparidae. Gene Ontology annotation, biological process: regulation of insulin-like growth factor receptor signaling pathway. The transcript has 4 exons. The record is from RefSeq and is a predicted model, not a curated record. Gene Ontology annotation, cellular component: extracellular region. Gene Ontology annotation, molecular function: insulin-like growth factor I binding; insulin-like growth factor II binding. Bases 496 to 1281 code for a protein of 261 amino acids.